This is a messenger RNA of Budorcas taxicolor (takin), 2476 nucleotides long. RefSeq names its product ST8 alpha-N-acetyl-neuraminide alpha-2,8-sialyltransferase 2 (gene ST8SIA2). The coding region runs from base 1 to 1128 and encodes 375 amino acids. The record is from RefSeq and is a predicted model, not a curated record. The transcript has 6 exons. Lineage: Eukaryota; Metazoa; Chordata; Mammalia; Artiodactyla; Bovidae. Gene Ontology annotation, molecular function: alpha-N-acetylneuraminate alpha-2,8-sialyltransferase activity. Gene Ontology annotation, biological process: oligosaccharide metabolic process; N-glycan processing.
AUGCAGCUGCAGUUCCGGAGCUGGAUGCUGGCUGCGCUCACGCUGCUCGUGGUCUUCCUCAUCUUCGCAGACAUCUCGGAGAUCGAAGAAGAAAUCGGGAAUUCUGGAGGCAGAGGUACAAUCAGAUCAGCUGUGAACAGCUUACAUAGCAAAUCUAAUAGAGCUGAAGUUGUGAUAAAUGGCUCCUCGUUGCCAGCUGUUGUUGACAGAAGUAAUGAAACCAUUAAGCACAACAUCCAGCCAGCCUCGGCCAAAUGGAGACACAACCAGACGCUCUCUCUGAGGAUCAGGAAGCAAAUCUUAAAGUUCUUGGAUGCUGAAAAGGACAUUUCUGUCCUCAAGGGGACCCUGAAACCCGGAGACAUUAUUCAUUACAUCUUCGACCGAGACAGUACAAUGAACGUGUCCCAGAACCUCUACGAGCUUCUCCCCAGAACGUCUCCACUGAAAAACAAGCACUUUGGGACGUGUGCCAUCGUGGGCAACUCCGGGGUCUUGCUGAACAGCGGCUGCGGGCAGGAGAUUGACACCCACAGCUUCGUCAUCAGGUGCAACCUGGCCCCCGUGCAGGAGUAUGCCCGGGAUGUGGGGCUCAAGACCGACCUGGUGACCAUGAACCCGUCCGUCGUCCAGCGGGCCUUCGAGGACUUGGUCAACGCCACGUGGCGGGAGAAGCUGCUGCAGCGGCUGCACAGCCUCAACGGCAGUAUCCUGUGGAUCCCCGCCUUCAUGGCCAGGGGUGGCAAGCAGCGGGUCGAGUGGGUCAACGAGCUCAUCUUGAAGCACCACGUCAACGUGCAGACUGCAUACCCUUCUCUGCGCCUGCUGCACGCCGUCCGCGGAUACUGGUUGACUAACAAAGUUCACAUCAAAAGACCCACCACGGGCCUCCUGAUGUAUACCCUGGCCACGCGUUUCUGCAGCCAGAUCUACCUCUACGGCUUCUGGCCCUUUCCGCUAGAUCAGAACCAGAACCCUGUCAAGUACCACUACUAUGACAGCCUCAAGUACGGCUACACCUCCCAGGCCAGCCCCCACACCAUGCCCCUGGAGUUCAAGGCCCUGAAGAGCCUCCACGAGCAGGGGGCUUUGAAACUGACUGUCGGCCAGUGCGACGGGGCCACGUAAGGUGGGCGCCCGGUGGGACUCAGUGGCUCACAUUUGCUACCAGCUACGCCACAGGCAGAUGGGAGUCGGGGCGGCACAGACUCUAGAACAAGCAGGCUAGUGGUUUUCUUUGUUCAAGUGUAAAACAGUGACCAGAAUAUAUAUAUCUAUUCCUGCAUAUAUAUAUUGACCUGAGUAUUUAUAACUGUGUGGUGUUCAUCUAGCAUUAGGCAGAUAAGCCACAAGAAGAAGGUGUGGAGACCCCACCUGGACCAGAUUGAGACUCGGUGCAUCUUUGGGGGCAGAAGGACUCGACGUGAAAAGAAGCCAGUCCCACGACUUGGGAUGACACGCUGCCUCCCGGAUUGGAGAGGUCUUUGGGCUCAUGGGUGAUCGGAGAACCACCUGUGGACAGCUGCCCCGAGCCUCUGAGAAAUGUGGAUUCUGGGUGAGCCAAGACCCAGAGGGGACAACUGGACCCAUGUCUAACAUGGUGCUAUUCUUAGAGAAGAGGGAGGUUGGAAUGUUCAGCCCAGCAAAGGAGCACAUGGUCACCGAGGAGCAGAGGCCAAGUCAGAGCUGAGCACUUGGUUCCGUGAACUUAGAGUUGAACUGCCCACGGGAUGAGCCAUGGUUGACCCGCCUGUCCCAGACUGGCCUCCAUAAAUCUGGGGAGAAGGCUGGAGAAGACACGGUGGACAGAUCAUAGUCCAGCUUUGUAAGAACCCCCAGGAGCCUGGCACGGAGCAGGCAGAUGACACCCAAUUGCUAGGGUGUCUCAAAGUGUGUUUUUGAAAAAUCACAACUUCCUAUCAAGAGAGUUGGUGCUCUGACCCAGAAUAAGGCAAAAGAGUGUCCCAAGUGUGGUGGUGGUUCUUUAAAACAACUUGAGUCCGUCAUGGAGGAAGGGAGCCUGGGCUUUCAUCCUCAGGGUUAGCCUUCUUCCUUGCCCUGUUAGAAUGUCCCCAGAGGGACAGUCCUGUUCCCUUCGGCCACCAGGGAAGCCGCCGCUAAAGCUUGAAAGGGCACGGCAAAGAUAAAUGUCAUCCUUUUAAAAUCGCCUUUCUGGUUGCCUCAGGAGCCCCAGAAUGCAAGGCCGGGAAGAAUGGUAAGCGUCGCGCUCCAUUUGCCUGCAGCCACUGUUUGUUUGCUUUCUGCAUCAUGCUCGCUGCGGGGUCUCUGCAGCUAGACUUCUGUGUCAACGUCACUUUCUUGUUGCUUUCUUAUCCUGAUGGUCACACUAGCCAGCACUGAGCUCCAACACUGAGCUUUUCAGCUCUCCGGGGAGAGGCUUCAACGUCCAUCCCCACCUCCCUGUUUUCACAGAGGCAGUGAUUUUAGAAUUUGGCACAAACCCUAUGAAGAUGAA